UAAGGAGUAUAAGCUAUAACAGUCAUUCGUGAUGAAGUCCGGCAUUCUCUUAUUCGUUGCCUUUGAACUCUUCAGCUCUAUGCAGCUACUUGCAUUGGCACAAGAGUCUGGAUCAGUCAGUGGCUGUUGGUGGGACUCCUAGCGUCAGUGUCCUUCGUGGUCGUGAUGGCAGGGAUGGGCCACGAGGAAGAGACGGGCGUGAUGGAGUGCAAGGAGUAGUGGGCCCAAGAGGAUCCCCUGGAAUGAAUGGACCUCCUGGUACAUCUGGAGCCCCUGGUCCAAAGAGUGGGGGUGUGGUCUACACCAGGUGGGGGAAGACUACCUGCAGAGAUGGAGCCAAUCUAGUCUAUGCUGGAGUAAUGGCUGGGAGUCAUUAUCAUCACGCUGGUGGUGGCACCACUCGAUUGUGUAUGCCCAAUGAUCCCGACUACACCCUCCCAUUCAUUAAUGGUGUGCAGAACUACAGCCCACUCUACAAUAUCGAAUAUCAGGACACUGUUCAAAGCCAUGGUCACGACAUUCCUUGUGCUGUGUGUGUGGUGCCCACUAAAGACCUUGUGCUAAUGGUACCUGGCAAGAGCUCUUGUCCAGCUGGAUUCACGAGAGAGUACUAUGGCUACCUCAUGUCGGAGAAGGUAAAUGGUGAUCAUAAGCAAUCUACAUUCGAAUGCGUUGAUAAAGAUCUCGAGUCUGUACAUGGAAGUUCACAAUGGCAGAUACACGGUCUGUUUUGUCAUGUUGAGGCUGUGUGUAAUGCACUCGCUUGCCCUCCUUACAACAACUACAAAGAGAUCAACUGUGCUAUGUGCACAAUGUAGCUGUUCUGUUAUUAAAAACUCUAUGAACUGAAUAUGAGAGAACACAGAUUUACAGAAGUUAAUCAGUAAGGACUAAAAUACGUUCACUAUUGUAUCAAAAAUGUUUGUAUACGAUUGCUAUGGAAGAACUCUGGCCUCGCUGUAAGAAUUCCAAAUACUAUGCAACAGUAACUUGUAAUGCAUGUUUAGAAACAUGACACCUAAUCACAACAUGCAGGUAGAAACAUAAUGGGUACAGGAAGAUGUGUGUAGAUCUAGAGGAAGGAAAUCAUUUUAAUGAUGGCAUUCGCUGCACAACUAUAUCCCGGCAUAUAACAUUAACUAGCAAUGGACAAUAUGGUGAUUACAAGUGAGGGCCUUUUGUUAAUCGCUGAUAGACUAAAUUACUAGAAGCUAGCUACCCAAGAAAUAGUGUAGUGAGCUGUUAUGCACAUUCCUAUAAUUAUGUAGAUGCAUAGAAAGUGUUCAGUUCCCCCAACUAUAGAAAUGUCCUCCCACCAAUGCAACACACUGUAUUAUGGUUCCGGAUGUGCUACAAGCAGUGAAUAUGCUACACCUAAUGCAAAGAGUGUAUAAAAAGGUUAUUUUGAGUUGAGGAGUAUAAGUCUACCUACAACAGUCAUGAUGAAGUCUGGCCUUCUCUUAUUUGUUACCUUUGGAGUCUUCAGCUCUGUGCAGCUACUAGCACUGGGACAAGAGUCUGGAUCAGUACCUGUUGGUGGGACUCCUAGUGUCAGUGUCCUCCGUGGUCGUGAUGGCAGGGAUGGUCCACGAGGAAGAGACGGACGUGAUGGAGUACAAGGACCAGUGGGCCCAAGAGGAUCCCCCGGAAUGAAUGGACCUCCUGGUACAUCUGGAGCCCCUGGACCAAAGAGUGGGGGUGUGGUCUACACCAGGUGGGGGAAGCAUACCUGCAGAGAUGGAGCCAAUCUAGUCUAUGCUGGAGUAAUGGCUGGGAGUGUCAAUAAUCAGGCUGGUGGUGGCACUACUCGACUGUGCAUGCCCAAUGAUCCUGACUACACCCUCCCAUUCAUUAGUGGUGUGCAGAGCUACAGCCCACUUUUUCCUGUUGAAUAUCAAAGUACCAUAAGAAACCAUGGUCAUGACAUUCCUUGUGCUGUGUGUGUGGUGCCCACUAAAGACCUUGUGCUAAUGGUACCCGGCAAAAGCUCUUGUCCAGCUGGAUUCACGAGAGAGUACUAUGGCUACCUCAUGUCGGAGAGGGUGCACCCUGGUCAUAAGCGAUCUACAUUCGAAUGUGUUGAUAAAGAUCUCGAGUCUGUACAUGGAAGCUCAAGUCAAGAAUACGCUACUCACGGUCUGUUUGGUCAUGUUGAGGCUGUGUGUAAUGCACUCGCUUGCCCUCCUUACAACAACUACAAAGAGAUCAACUGUGCUAUGUGCACAAUGUAGUUGCUCGACGAUCCAUUAAACGCUAUAAUUAUAUGAACUGAAUACCAAACUGUAAUAAUUAUAGUAUAGCGGUAAAUCAGUAGGAUUUAGGUUCACUAUUGCAAAAUCUCACGAUUGAUAUUGUUGAACUCCGGCCUUAACUUG
Halichondria panicea is the source of this 2375-nucleotide messenger RNA. RefSeq names its product short-chain collagen C4-like. The transcript is spliced from 3 exons. Lineage: Eukaryota; Metazoa; Porifera; Demospongiae; Suberitida; Halichondriidae. Bases 1440 to 2231 code for a protein of 263 amino acids. The record is from RefSeq and is a predicted model, not a curated record.